This is a messenger RNA of Carya illinoinensis, 2408 nucleotides long. RefSeq names its product succinate dehydrogenase [ubiquinone] flavoprotein subunit 1, mitochondrial. Gene Ontology annotation, molecular function: electron transfer activity; succinate dehydrogenase (quinone) activity; flavin adenine dinucleotide binding. NCBI's taxonomy places the organism in Eukaryota, Viridiplantae, Streptophyta, Magnoliopsida, Fagales, Juglandaceae. The coding region runs from base 116 to 2026 and encodes 636 amino acids. The record is from RefSeq and is a predicted model, not a curated record. Gene Ontology annotation, biological process: mitochondrial electron transport, succinate to ubiquinone; tricarboxylic acid cycle. The transcript has 16 exons.
UGCAUCCCACGCUGCGUAGAGAAGUACAGAGACAGAUAAAAGGCUUACCAUUUUACAAAGCACCAACACUUUCAAAGCCAAGAAAACAGCCGGAGAUAGCUUUAGCUAAAACGAGAUGUGGCGCUGCGUUUCUCGAGGGCUUCGCUUCCCUUCUUCAGCCUCUUCCAAGAGAUCUCUCCCCAAUGACUCUCUCAGAUCUCACAUUUCACGCUUUUUCUCCACUGAAUCGACCGGAGGACGCUCUGCAUACACUGUGGUUGAUCAUACAUAUGACGCAGUUGUUGUAGGAGCUGGUGGUGCUGGGCUAAGAGCGGCAAUAGGGCUUUCGGAGCAUGGAUUCAAUACAGCCUGCAUAACAAAGCUCUUCCCUACUCGUUCGCACACUGUUGCUGCGCAGGGUGGUAUAAAUGCUGCAUUGGGCAACAUGUCUGAAGAUGACUGGAGGUGGCACAUGUAUGACACAGUCAAGGGAAGCGAUUGGCUUGGUGAUCAGGAUGCAAUUCAAUACAUGUGUAGGGAGGCACCUAAAGCUGUAAUUGAGCUGGAGAAUUAUGGAUUACCAUUUUCUCGAACUGAAGAUGGAAAAAUAUAUCAGCGUGCAUUUGGUGGUCAAAGCCUUGAUUUUGGAAAAGGUGGACAGGCAUAUCGUUGUGCAUGUGCUGCUGACCGGACUGGACAUGCUUUAUUACAUACUCUGUAUGGACAGGCUAUGAAACAUAAUACCCAAUUCUUUGUGGAAUAUUUUGCUUUGGAUCUAUUAAUGAACAGUGAUGGUAGCUGCCAAGGAGUAAUUGCCUUAAAUAUGGAGGAUGGAACAUUGCAUCGAUUCCAAGCUGGUUCUACAAUUCUGGCUACAGGGGGUUAUGGUAGAGCAUACUUUUCUGCAACCUCAGCUCAUACAUGUACCGGAGAUGGCAAUGCCAUGGUUGCACGUGCUGGGCUCCCACUUGAGGAUUUAGAGUUUGUGCAGUUUCACCCGACGGGUAUAUAUGGUGCCGGUUGCCUCAUCACUGAAGGAUCUCGUGGUGAAGGUGGUAUUCUUAGGAACGGUGAAGGUGAGCGAUUUAUGGAACGUUAUGCCCCUACAGCAAAAGAUCUUGCAUCAAGAGAUGUUGUUUCUAGGUCCAUGACUAUGGAAAUUCGGGAGGGUCGUGGUGUAGGACCUUUGAAGGACCAUAUCUAUCUCCACUUGAAUCACUUGCCCCCUGAAGUACUUAAGGAGAGACUUCCUGGUAUCUCUGAAACUGCUGCCAUAUUUGCUGGCGUUGAUGUAACAAAGGAACCCAUUCCUGUUUUACCUACGGUGCACUAUAACAUGGGAGGAGUUCCCACUAAUCACCAUGGCGAGGUAGUUACUAUUAAAGGUAAUGACCCAGAUGCAGUAGUUCCUGGAUUGAUGGCUGCUGGAGAGGCAGCGUGUGCAUCAGUUCAUGGUGCCAAUCGACUUGGUGCAAAUUCUCUUCUUGACAUUGUUGUUUUUGGACGAGCAUGUGCAAAUAGAGUUGCGGAGAUUCAGAGACCAGGGGAGAAACAAAAACCUUUGGAGAAUGAUGCUGGUGAGAAGACUAUUGCAUGGCUGGACAAAAUAAGGAAUUCAAAUGGCUCAUUGCCAACUUCACAAAUUCGGUUGAAUAUGCAACGGAUAAUGCAAAAUAAUGCAGCUGUGUUUCGCACACAGGAAACAUUAGAAGAAGGCUGCCAAUUGAUUGACAAGGCAUGGAGGACCUUUCACGAUGUUAAAUUGAAGGAUCGGAGUUUGAUAUGGAACUCUGACUUGAUAGAGAGUAUUGAGUUGGAAAACCUUUUAAUAAAUGCUUGUAUCACAAUGCAUUCUGCUGAAGCCAGGAAAGAGAGCAGAGGAGCACACGCUCGUGAAGAUUUUCCAAAACGAGAUGAUGAGAGCUGGAUGAAACACACGUUGGGGUUUUGGGAGAAUGAGAAGGUCCGGCUAGAGUACAGGCCAGUUCACCUUAACACAUUAGAUGAUGAGAUCGAGUCAUUCCCACCUAAAGCUCGUGUAUAUUGAUACACUGGUUCUAAAAAUCUGCGAGGAUGAUGUUUAUUUACAAGCAUAUGCAUAACUCCCCCAAGUUUAGAGUGGAUGAAUAAAAUUGUUGUAGGUGGUAAAACAGCAUUUUGACAAAUAAUUGUGCAUUAUCAAUGUUCGAAAGGAAAGGAAAGGAUAUGAUCCAAUUCAAUCAGAAUCCGAUUUGCAUCUGCAUCAGAGAAUGAUGGGCUAUGAAUUGAUUGUAAGUUGAAUAAUCUAUUGUAUGCUUUGAAGAGCAACGCAGGAUUCAUAGAUAUGACAAGCAGGAGGUUUUUUUGGCUGUGACCCUACAACAUGUUAUCGCCAUUUGGACUUUUAAAGUGGUGUCUUGGGCUUCGAGUGAUAAAUAAUUAUUUUUAUA